Messenger RNA from Amoebophrya sp. A25, 6093 nucleotides. The record is from the annotation of a GenBank genome assembly. NCBI's taxonomy places the organism in Eukaryota, Dinophyceae, Syndiniales, Amoebophryaceae.
AGGUGCUUGCACUUUCUGUCUACCUUUUGUGUUGAAGUAAUCAAAGCAGACAUUACUGCGCGCAAUUCUGUUCGCGUCCAUUUCCCACCGCAUUUGUAUGAACCUAGGAUCGAUUGUAGCAACAAAGAACCGACCCCCAAUUGAGGGAUAUGCAAAAAUAUCUUGGUACUAACACGUGAAAACACCGGUGCUCAUAAUGUUGUCUCAACCUCCCCUUAACGUGUGACGCGAAACUUUCUUUAAUUGAUUUUUAUUUGUCGUAGUUUUCCUUCCUCGAAGCUUAUAUCCUGGAUUUUCCGACACAUCCAUUUUAGUGCCUCCUUUUACGUUCUGAACAAUAAUUAUGUUCAGUUGUUUGUAGUCGUACUAAUUAGAUCAUGAAGAACAAAGUGGCUUCUCCUCCAUACCUCUUUCGAUCAGUGCUGACUACCGCGACUUUAUAUUGUUCUUGUGAGUGUACUAGUAUAAGAAGUGCAGGUGUAGUCUUCUCUCAAAAUGUCGUCUUCUCUCAACUAGCAUUCUCUCAAAAUGUCGUCGGCUACAAGUAGCACGCCUGGUUCUGGCGCCCAUACAGUGGCUUCCUCGGAGAUGAACCAAAGCCCACCGAGGCAUUUGGUCAUUCAUGCAGUGCACUCCGAGAAGAUGAACGGGGCCCCGCCAAGGCAGUCCGCGGCGCAUCAGGUGACCUCGCUGAGCACAGAUGCGGGUCCAGUGAAGCCUGCUCCGGCGCAUGCAGUCACCGCGGAGGAAUCAGAUGUCAAGGUGGCAUCACUAGCUGCGACUCCUGCAGUGGCUUCGGAGGAGAAAGAAGUACGGGCGCCGAAAUCUUCUCCUGUCCACGCAGUUCCCGUCGAAGAAGCGGAGACACAGGCACCGCAGCACGACGGUGUCCACGCAGUGACGUCAGAGGAAAUGGCGGUGCCUGCUCCAAGAGAGUCCGGGAGUCUCGAGAAAGCCGCUGCUGAUAUGCUGCAGGAUAACCCUGAGAACGAAGCGGGUAAAGAGGAGUUAAGUCCCGAUUGCGGACGCGGAAGCUUGAACACCGAAGUUUUCAAUCGACGGUGCAGCCAGAGUCUCUCGCGCUUGCGUGACGGUGCACCCAGUCGCGCGGCCUCAAUAGCAGGCCCGCGGUCCGAAGGCGAGAAUGCUACCAGUGCUCCUGUCAUAGAAUCUUCAAAAGUAGACGAAGGAACUAUUACCUCUGGUGCAGCAUUGUUCCCAGUGCCGAAGGUUGCACCUUUAGCCGACUUCCGUCAGGGAGCCGAGCACCCCGCUUUAUUGGACGGUGUGUUAGAAUUACAGCGCCCGCACCUCGAAACAUGGCGCUUUGAUUCUCCCGAGGAAGCGAAUAGGGCCCGCCGUCAGAGUGCAGAAGUAGCCGUGUACGUCUGGAACUACCUCGAGUUUCUCAGUCACUGUCGUGCUGGAGAUGAGGAACAGGUAAAAAAGUCAUGAUUCAUCUGCUGGUGUGACGUAGAUAUUCAUAUUCAUGGGCGGAGGUUGUAGUUUGCGACUCGAUUUGAUCAAGACGAUGAUAAGAGAAGACCAUUGUGUGUAGUCGUCUACAGUUCAAUAUAUCUUAUAACUGCGACUACCAAGAGCAAGAAACCUAAGACAGUCAGGGUAGUCGUUCAUCUGUUUGCGGAUACAACAGCUCCGUCGACUUCUAGAUGUCUACAAAUACUUCCAUAAUUUUCAACAGGCGGACCAAGAGGUUCUUGAGGAAGUAGCGCGUAGGGCUAAAUGGGUGUCUGAUGGUAUCCCUCUUGUUCCUGUCGAGGCUACGACUGAGGAACAAAAGCUAGACACCGAGGAUUCGACGGAGAAACAAGCUGUAAUCGAAAGUGCAGGCGAUGCGAUUUGUGCUACUGCAGGCGAUGGAGACGCUGCCACUGAUACGAACACAGCGUUGAACACGGAUAAGCCUGAGCCGCAUACAGCAACUGCGGUGGCGCACCCCUACGGAUCGGUUUUCGAGCACAUGGACGAGAAGACCUUUGGCGUGCUCCUUCGAACACAGCAAAUACGGGAUCCGGCGCUCGCCGUGUCGGUGCUGAGCUACGUUCGCCGGCUGUCGCGGAAAGAUCCGUUCGUUAGCGAGCGCACACAGAGCGAAGAGGAGAAUGAGGAUGCGAGCAACUCCGACGAGGAAGGUUGCUUGGAUGAAACGCUCUUUGUAGCUGGGAAGCCAGCUGCUUUACAAAAGAAGGAGCCGGCAAAAAUCCACCGAUCUGGAAAAAAGAGACGCCCUGUCAUCACCGUCGCAAACGAAAUCUUCCUGCGCGAGCUGGCUCUGCACAGCCGCAACUAUGAGCUGCAGUGCUUUAGUGCGCUGGCGAAUCGGGUCGGCGGUCUGAGCUACGAAUACAAGGAGGCAACCGGGUCUCUGGUGCCCGAAUCCAUCGCCACCGUGCACUCCCACGAGCAAAAGAGACCCAGCAAAGAAGGUCGCCGUCACGGAAAGAGGGAGGACGGUGGAGAACAAGAGCACAAAAAACAUCACUCGCACCAUGAGAAAGGAACAAACGGUCAUAGCAAACACCAAAGCCAAAUCAUCGACCCGGACAACGAGCUUGAGAUGCUCCGGAAGAUGGAGGAGGAGGCGGAAGAAAGCGGCGGCACGGAGUCUCCGGAAGCGCAGAGCCCGGGGGGCUUCAGCGACAUCAUGUCGGGGGUCCUGCACGGGUUGAAGGCACUUAUUCUCACUGAGGAAGAAGUGGGCGAGACCUUUGGUCAGCUCACUGCUGCGGAGCUGGAAGAGUUGGAGGCGUGGAAGAGGGGUGACCCGAACGUGAAGGUGCCGAGGUUGAUGCAGGACAAACUGAUUGGGGACGCGGCGGAGCUGGAAGAAGAAGCAGAAGAAAGCGGAGGUGGUUUGUUCGGUUCCCUUCUGAAAACCUCAGGAGUCCAAGGCGUCCUGGACGAAGCCCAGGCGGUGGAGUGCACACCGCGGAGCCCGUCUCAGAAGGAGGCGUGGGAGGAAACCUGCCAGCGGUUGAAGACGCGCAGGUAUAGCCUCACGCCGAAGUCCAAGGCCUUUUCGACCAGCGCCAAGGAACGCGAAAUGGCAAGCAAAGACGACAACACCAUGAACUCCUUCAUGGCAACCGACACGGAACUGCAGAAACUCGCGCGGGAAUCGAUGAAAGAAGAGGAGCACCAGCGUCGGAAGCAGCUCAAAGAGGAGACGCGAGAGCGCAAAAACUCGCACAAGAUGCACGUGAGCAAAUCUUUUACUGGAGGGGACGAAGAAGCUUUAGAAGAAGAAGAAGAAGCGAAAUGCGGUGACGCCCCAGCCCAGGUUCUGCUUAUCGAGGGCGCUGGUCAGCAGACUGGAGGAGCAUCAAAAGAGGACCAGCUGUACGGAGGGGAGGCGCUUGACGAGACGAAGAACAAUAACUCCGGCAUCGGAAGUUUCUUUGUGCAAAUGCUCCCUAGCAACGUCACGGGAGUGAGGAGGCCAAGUAGACAUAGCCACCGCAGGUUGUCGAAGCGCACUAUGAGUCAGUCCAUGGAAAACUACGAGAACGAGCGUGGGCUCUUCGACGACGCUAUAGAUAGCGAUGGGGAGGUGAAGCGUGACAGUAUAGCGAAAAAGGUCUCCGGGAGCGUGGCUAGUCUCAUUCGCAUCGUCACCGAAGACCAAGACAAGAAGGAUCGCGUGACGCAACCUCUGAUCCGAAACGGCAUGAGCGGCAACCGGCGAAAAACCUACUACCGGACGCCAAGCCUCACACCGGGAGAGCCACGGAUCCGUCCGCAAGAAGUGCUGGAGUCAAAAGCGAUUGUGGAGCAACCGGAAGUGAUUCCGUAUGAAGAUGCGGCGAAAAGCGCGGCAACCCAGCCUCUGUAUGUACCGAGAGGAUCUCGAAGAAACUCCAAAGGGCCGCAUCACCAUCGGCAGCACGGCCUCGGCGGAAGCAUCGUGGCUUUCUUCGAAGACGCGCACACAGCCGUAUUCGGAGGCACGGACGUGCGUGGAAUCGACGAGUUUCAAGCGGGGCUGGAUGCGAUGCCGGAAACGAACAAUAAAGAGAUCGUGGCGAAGGAAAAGGUAGCUGCUUUCUUUGCGGAUCAGCGCAACACGAAUUCCGAUGUGCGCCCUGACGUGAAGGAAAUCCUUGGCGACGACAAGCCUUUUGGAUCGCUCGACGACUCUCCUGCUACAGUCGACGCUGCGAAUCCAGCGAAGCGCGCGGAAGCAGCGGUGGCGCCGCCGGCGGACAGCAAGAAGCGUCACCACCACAGGUCUGAGCCGGAGCCGAGUGCGAAAGACUCGUCUCGUCAAGGGGGCAGCGAAGCCAAAAGCGCUCCGACUGCUGCUCAGGCACCAAAAACGCAACCCGUAAAGCAAGGGGACCUCCAUAUUGACGGCGUCACAAGCGUUCUAGCCCCGAUAGAAGAUCAGCUGGUCCUCUGGUUUUACGAAGAGAGUGCAAAGGCAAGCCGCACUUUUUUUCUUGAGCACCAGAACGACUCGCUGCCGUCUCCUUUCUGCCUGUCGUCCUCGAAGUCGACGCCAGUUGUAGCCUCUGCCAAAGCUGCACCUACUGCAGCCUCCUCGUCUUCUACGGACGCUAAAGCGACCAAGCCUGCUAUCUUAGAAGCACAGAAUGACACGACGAUGGCCACUGAAGGGGUCAUGAUUGCGUCAUAUGGAAAUUCAGCAAAACACAAAAAGAUACUUGUGGGAGAAGGUGAAGCAAUGCCCAGUGGACAACAAAGUGGGCCUGCGCCGCUUCUCUUCCUCCCAGAAGAGCCUCUUGCGGAUGAGACUGUCAGCAAAAGUUCCGCAGCGACUUCAGGACCGCGAUGUGACGAAAUAAGUGUUGCGGCCGAAACCCCAACGACAACCACUGAUGCACCACCGGAAGACCGCAACGACAACCACAAUGUUGAUACGGAGGUACCGGAGGCGCCAGAGGCGCGAGAGUCCGCUGCAGAGGCUGUUCCGCUUGGGGGUAUCGCUGAACUCAAAGGCAAAUUGGCGUUGCGAAAAAACAAAGUUGACGCGGACGUCCAACUCGAUGAACAAAAAAAGAAAAUUGAAAAACAGCAGGAAGAUCUGCUUAAACAGCAGAGACGGCAAAUGCAGGGGCUCCAACAGCCUCCUGGAAUGCAACUGCAAGCGAUGCAACAGCCAGCUAUGCAUAUGCAACCUCCGGGAAUGCAACUGCAAGCGAUGCAACAGCCAGCUAUGCAUAUGCAACCUCCGGGAAUGCAACUGCAAGCGAUGCAACAGCCAGCUAUGCAACUGCAAGCGAUGCAACAGCCAGCGAUGCAGCAGCAAGCGAUGCAACAGCCAGCGAUGCAACAGCCAGCGAUGCAGCAGCAAGCGAUGCAGCAGCAAGCGAUGCAGCAGCAAGCGAUGCAACAGCAAGCGAUGCAACAGCAAGCGAUGCAACAGCAAGCGAUGCAGCAGCCAGCGAUGCAACAGCAAGCGAUGCAACACCAAGCGAUGCAACAGCAAGCGAUGCAGCAGCCAGCGAUGCAACACCAAGCGACGCAACAGCAAGCGACGCAACAGCAAGCGAUGCAGCAGCAGGCGAUGCAGCAGCAGGCGAUGCAGCAGCAGGCAAUGCAGCUCCAGCAGAUGCAGCAACAAUUUCAACAGCAACCUCUGCAGCAGCAGGGUAUCUCUCCGCGACAGCUGCAGGAGCAACAGUUGCAGCAGCAAGCAAUGCAGCAGAUGCUGCUGCAGCAGGGUAUCUCCCCGCAGCAGUUGCAGCAGCAAGCGCUGCAGCAGCAGGAUAUCUCAACGCGACAGCUUCAGGGGCAACAGUCGCAGCAGCAAGCGUUGCAGCUGCAACAAAUGCAACUACAGCAAGCUAUGCAGCAGGCGCAGCAGCAGCAAGUUUCUCCGAGAACGCUGCAGGAACUGCAAUUGCAGCAGCAAGCGUUGCAGCUGCAACAAAUGCAACUACAGCAAGCUAUGCAGCAGGCGCAGCAGCAGCAAGUUUCUCCGAGAACGCUGCAGGAACUGCAAUUGCAGCAGCAAGCGUUGCAGCAGGCGCUCCAGCAACAACAGUUACAGCAGCUUGGGCAAAGUACCUGGCAGGGUCUUCAGUCGAAUCCGGUAGAGCAGCGUGCUGA